GCCUCAUUCAAUUCAAUUGCAGAAGCAUAUUCUCCCUCCUCCCUCCCUCUUUCUAUAUCCUCUCUCUAUCUUCCUUUCCAGAUUUGUCUUUAAGUUCUUUCCAGCUUCUCAAACCAUACUUUUCUUGAAAUGCGUGGAGUCACAACACCCCAGAUGAUUUUCUUCAUCGUCUGACGGUGGGAAGUCUCCCAAGUUUGAAUCUUUUUUGAGUUUUCUCACUGAAAUCCCAAGAAUCUGGGCUGCCUUUGGGUUUUGAGGCGAAAAUGGCGCCUGCCUCUGUAGUGGUCACCAUUGACAACUCCAACAAGAACAUCUCCUUGGUGGAGAUCAACUCUCCGGCCGCCUUCCGUGAUAAGCACAAGAAGUCAACAAAUCCCAAGACUUUUCUUAUUCUCAAAGCUCACAGGGCUCUGGCUUGCCUUCCAUGGCUGGCUAUUGGGUUGCGCUCUACUUUUUCUUCAGUCAAGAAACGCAUUGCCUUAUCAAGAACAGAUGAAGACGAAGAAGAUCCAAAUCCGAAGCAUAGAGGGAAGCUUUACAGAUUUAUCAGAGUCUUUCUUGCUGCCUCGGUUAUUGCUUUGGUUUUGGAGAUCUUUGCCUAUUUCAACCCUUGGGAUUUCAAUCCUGGAGAGGUUCAAACCCUUCUCCAAUGGAGUUAUAUGUCUUGGUUGGCUUUCAGAGCUGAUUAUAUCGCUCCCUCCGUUGUUACUCUCUCUAAGUUCUGCACCGUUCUUUUCCUCAUCCAAUCUUUGGACCGUGUAGCGCUCUGUUUGGGCUGUUUCUGGAUUAAAUACAAGAAAAUCAAGCCCGUGAUUGAUGGAGAUGCAUAUGAUCUUGAGGAUGCCUCCAGCUUCCCUAUGGUUCUUGUGCAGAUUCCCAUGUGCAAUGAAAAAGAGGUGUUUGCGCAAUCAAUUGGAGCUGUGUGCAAUCUGGAUUGGCCAAAAGACCGGUUUCUAGUUCAGGUGUUGGAUGAUUCAGAUGAUGAGGUUUUGCAACAGAUGAUCAGGAAUGAAGUUUUGUCUUGGAAGGAGAAAGGGGUGAACAUAGUGUACAGACACCGGUUGAUCCGAACCGGAUACAAAGCGGGCAAUCUUAAUUCCGCAAUGACAUGUGAAUAUGUAAAAGAUUAUGAGUUCGUUGCAAUCUUUGAUGCCGACUUUCAACCUGGUCCUGAUUUCCUUAAAUUGUCUGUUCCUCAUUUUAAGGGGAAGCCGGAAGUAGGACUAGUUCAAGCAAGAUGGACGUUCGUGAACAAGGAUGAGAAUUUACUCACAAGGCUUCAGUACAUCAACUUGUGCUUCCAUUUUGAGGUGGAACAGCAAGUGAAUGGCCAUUAUCUAAAUUUCUUUGGGUUCAAUGGAACUGCCGGGGUGUGGAGAAUAAAGGCCUUAGAGGAGUCGGGAGGAUGGCUGGAGAGGACCACCGUAGAGGACAUGGAUAUCGCAGUGCGAGCACACUUGAAUGGAUGGAAAUUUGUUUUCUUAAACGACGUUAGGGCGUUAUGUGAGCUUCCAGAGUCUUACGAAGCAUACAAGAAGCAGCAACAUCGUUGGCAUUCUGGUCCUAUGCAGCUCUUCAGAUUAUGCCUUCCUGCCAUUUUGACUUCCAAAAUAUCAAUAUGGAAGAAGGGCAAUCUGAUAUUCCUCUUCUUUCUUUUGAGGAAACUCAUUCUUCCCUUUUACUCAUUUACACUCUUCUGCAUCAUACUUCCACUAACAAUGUUCAUACCAGAAGCCGAAUUACCAGCAUGGGUGAUAUGUUACAUUCCCAUCAUCAUGUCCAUUUUGAACAUUCUUCCAUCACCAAAAUCUUUCCCCUUUCUCGUACCAUACCUCCUGUUCGAAAACACAAUGUCAGUGACAAAGUUCAAUGCAAUGGUCUCUGGACUGUUUCAAUUGGGCAGUGCCUAUGAAUGGGUGGUCACAAAGAAGACGGGUCGAUCAUCUGAAUCAGACCUGCUGGCAUUAGCUGAGAAGGAGUCCAAGAUCUUCCAGGGAGAGAAAAUUCAGAGACGGUUAUCGGAGUCAGGUCUAGAAAUGUAUGGCAAAUUAAAAGAACAAGACGUUCCAGUCGAGUUGAACAACAAGAAGAAAAAGUUCAAAAACAGGAUUUAUAGGAAAGAGUUAAGUUUGGCUUUUCUUCUACUCACAGCAGCUGCAAGAAGCUUGUUAUCUGCUCAGGGGAUUCAUUUCUAUUACUUGCUAUUUCAAGGUUUAACUUUCCUUGUGGUGGGGUUGGAUUUGAUUGGAGAACAAGUGAGCUAAAGGAAAUUCAAACAAGAAAAAAAAGGAUGGACUGUCUGAUUUGGUCCAGCCUUUUUGCUUCUUUUUCUUUCCGUUCUUGGAUGGAAUCUACUGUGUUACAGUGAGUUGAAUAGCAGAUAGUUUACAGGUGAACCUAAACAUGUAGCAUACACUUAUUCUUUUUUUGAAAUUUAUUUUUCAUUUGUGUAAUUAUUAUUAUAAUAAGUACCUCAACUAUAUAUAUUCUUAAUAAUAAUGAAUCAUUUAUUUAAUGCACACUCCAUUCUUGAAUA
Messenger RNA from Cuscuta europaea, 2536 nucleotides. The record is from the annotation of a GenBank genome assembly. Lineage: Eukaryota; Viridiplantae; Streptophyta; Magnoliopsida; Solanales; Convolvulaceae.